Dermacentor albipictus is the source of this 4033-nucleotide messenger RNA. NCBI's taxonomy places the organism in Eukaryota, Metazoa, Arthropoda, Arachnida, Ixodida, Ixodidae. The record is from RefSeq and is a predicted model, not a curated record.
CCGCUUCCCCAAAAUGGCGCCGCUCUUGUAAGCUGUGCUCCGGCUAGUUUCGCGAGCGAAAAGUGCGUGCUCCUUGUGUUUGCUUGUGGUUUCUUCUUCUUCCGAGGUUUAUUUUGGCUCUUCGUCCGCUUCAAGGAACGGAAGGCUCCUUCAUCGGCUGACGGGGUAGGUGCAAGGACCAUAUGUUCCUUAGUACUUGGCCUGCCCGUAUGUACGAGAACCAGCUCUUGUAACUCCCAAGUCCUCUGGCCCCGGACAGACGCGUCCUUGCCUGAACGUAAACAACACCGACGGCGCACACCGCUCGUGGCCUUCCGGUUCGAUCUUGGUGCCGCGCCGAGAGGACAGUCAUAAAUAAAGCUACAAAAAAAAAAGAAAGGAAAACACGGCGGCGCAAGGUUGACGUGGGUCCAGCUGGGGUGCAACGAGUCCCGGUGCGUGGCCUGCCCCGGCAAGAGAAAGAACAAAGUGCGCAGCCAGCUGCCGAAAGGGGCAAAGGUCGAUGGCACGGCGUCACGGCAGCAGCAGCAGGGCACGAGGCCACCUGACCCUAUGAACACCAGUGCCAACAGCCUCGCGCCCGGAGAGCCCAACAUGUCGGCCACCGGCUCUGGGCGUGUCAAGGUUUCCCUUGGUCCUGGCCGGUCUCUUAUGGACUGGAUCCGGUUGACCCACGCCAAUCCAAACCUCUCUGGGGUCAACGGCCGCUUUCUGGAGGUCACCUACGAGGAGCUGGUCAAGCACAACAAGAAGGACGAUGCCUGGAUUUGUCUGAAAGGUCGUGUGUACAAUGUUACUCCAUACAUGGAAUACCACCCCGGUGGUGUGGACGAGCUGCUCAGAGGUGUUGGGACGGAUGCCACUGACCUGUUCAACCAGGUGCACAAGUGGGUUAACUUUGAGUCCAUGCUCGAGAAGUGCCUCAUCGGCAAACUUGUUGGCCCUGCCAUUCAAGUUCGCAAAUCUAGUUUUCCAGUGCCAAGGAUACCGUUCAUCAAAAAACUUCAAAGGACCGACACAGCAACCUCCGAAGAUGUUCCAGACAUCAGCCAAGAGACAUCGCCUAAGCCGGCUGUUAGCUACGAGUGGUUUCAAGAUGACUCGACGGUCACCAUCACCAUUCAGUCCAUGGGGGAUGCCUUCAUUGAAGAAGAUAAAGUUGUGGCGGACCUAUCAGGGAAGAAUCUUCGGAUACGAAUUCGAAUGGCUAAAUAUUUUUACUUAUUUCACGUCGAAUUGCAAGAUAAUGUGUAUAGUAGCUAUAAUGUCCAGGUAAAAUGCAAGCUAAAAUGCCUGGAAGCCCAGCUAGUGAAGGAAAGAAAUUGUGUGUCCUGGUCCAGCUUAGGCUCCUUUUUGUCCGACCACAACCAGCUAGUGCCUUUGAAAAAUUCUGAGAGCUUUUCCCGUAGUUGCACCCUAGUGAAUAAGGACAGUGUGACCCACGACAUCACACUGUUCAGCUUCAUGCUGCCGCAAGGCUCAUAUAUGUGGGUGCCCAUUGGGCAUCACGUGACACUGGAACAUGAUGUCAAAGGAAUGCGAAUAUCUCGGAGUUACACCCCAGUCAUCCCUGCGCUGAAGGCUGAAGAGGCCGGGUCUGAUGGGAAGACAGUGCACCUGAUGAUCAAGGUCUAUUCUGAAGGGGCCCUGACUCCCGUGCUGAACACCCUCGAGAUCGGCGACAAGGUGGACAUGAAGGACACGGAAGGUGACUUCGAGCUGUCGGCCUUGGAGAAGUGUCAGAACCUUAUCCUCCUUGCUGCUGGGACAGGCUUCACACCCAUGGUGCGACUGCUGCAUUGGGGCCUCUUUGUCUCCAGGCAGAUUGACAUAAAGAUGAUGACAUUCAACAAGACUGUGAGGGACAUCAUUUGGAAAGAGGAGUUGGAUCGACUACAGGAAGGACACAAUCGGCUACACGUUGAGCACAUACUGUCAGAACCUGACGAUUCUUGGGAAGGCGCCCGAGGCCGUGUGCGGAGUGAACUGCUGGAGCGCCUGCUUCCCGAGGACAUCCGCCAGAGUGACUCCCUGCUCGUUUGCAUCUGCGGCCCGCUGCCGUUUACCAAGACUGCGCUGAAGUGCCUGGAAGACCUACAGUGCCCUUCAAAGUCCGUGCACGCUUUUCUCGGUUGAAGGACACUCGGCAGUGUGUGCAGAAAGGAGCCGGGUCACGAUCUCUGCGCCAUCAAUGUGCCAUUAUUGCUGGGCUUGAGAUUCUCGUGCCGUGAAAUAGGUAGUGGCAGUGACGGCCAUGUUUUGCAUCAUGACAUUCAGAAAAUUUUUUAUACGUAACUGCUUUGUUAUGCAUAAAUUACUGGUUAUUUCCAUGUCAAUUAUCUUGCGGAUGCGGCAGUUAUUGGUCCCUGUUCCCUUGCAGAUAUUGUGCUACAGCUCGAAGUUUGCCUUGUGCAGCCCUGAUCGUUGAAAAGCCGGUCAAACCAGCUUGAGUGGAUUUUCAGUGCUGUGCACGGGUGUUUCUCUGUGCCCGUGUGUUGUUGCAGAAGGUUGCCACAACAGGGCACACAGCUGUCCUGAGAGGAAGCUUUAGCCAGAGGCCAACAGCAAUUUCUCUAUUCAAAUUGCAUGUAAAAUGCAGAAAUAUUGUUAUGAGACAACCGUGCUGGACAAACUUCAAUGAAAUGUGUUACGUUUGAGAGAAAAGUUUGCAUUCAAGUUACUCUUGCAAGUAGAAAUUUGAUUUGUAGCUUGUAAUUUUUACAAAAGUUCUUGUAUAUGGGUAAGUUUAAAGAAAGCCGAACCACAAAGUAUACGAAUCCAUAACUCUGCACCAAGAACAGAUAUCACACUUCUGUAAACUGUGUUUCCUAGAUCACCUAAAGCGGACUGAUAUUCUACAGAAACUUACAGCUUUUGUUAAACUGUUGCAAUGUUUACGAGGGUCUUGCAAAAGUCCCCCUCACGCAUUAGUGGUAUAACUUGGAGUUGUGCAUAAAACAUCCAUUUUCUCCACGUUAGAUGCCUUACUAGACAGAGUUUACGGAAUUGUGAUACUGUUAUUUAUUAAUGAGCUGGAGUCGUAACCUUGGUAUAUGAGCUUCUUUCAAUUUUGCAAUUUUCGACAAUGUUGUACAAUGAUGAUGGCCUAAAUUUUAAAAAUCUGCCUCCUGCAGUCAGUAGAUUUUAACUUUCUUCUUUUAAAUGCAACAAACCUCAUCAAAACUGGUGCAGUAGUUGCAGAGAAAAUCGAUAUCUCCAUUCCCUUGUGUUUAUUUAGGAGGUCCAGAGCUAAAGCUUCGUGUUGUGUUACUGAGGCCUGGGGCCAAAAUAGUGGUUUUUAAUUUCUGUCCCACUUGUUUGUGAAGCCAGUACAGUGCAAGGACAUAUGGUCAUGGGACACCCUGCAGAGCUUUACCAGAAACUGCACCAUGAAACUUCACAGUCCACCUAUCAGGAAAUGUUUCAGCAAAAUGCCCUUUCCUUAUGCGGCAAUUUAUUAGUGAUGCUUAUGCAUUGCAGUAGGUGCUAGAGUGCACACUGUGAAGCCAUUUGUGCAUUUUCCCCCACUGGAUUAUCAAUUGUAAAUCACAGCCAGUUAUUUAAACAUAAAUUUAAUAUUCCUGCUGCAACAAUUUCUUGUGAUAAGACAUUUGCCAUUUCCAGUCCAGAUAUGUCUGACCCACGUGGAUCUUGCUGCUUGCGGUCAUCGCAAGCUGGAUGUCUCUUGUGUCAUUUUCGUAGAAACUACAGGAUUGAACUUAUGUGCCAAGAAGUCAAUACUUAAGAAACUUCUCACCGGAGACCAGUGAAACUGAUGAUUGCAUCAGGUUUCAUGGUUGCCAUAUCAGACACAGUUGUUUCAGACAGGAGAAUCUUUAGCUCAGCACCUAGUACUGUAUGCCACAUGCUUGUGCUGUACACAUGCCUGUACGUUUCCAACAAAAAGGCAGAACUACUUCAUAUCGCCUAACGAAUUUCUUUUGUACAUUGCUCAGCAAACCCAAUGAUGUACAUGAAUGUGGCACACAUGCACUGUUAUAACCAUUUCAGAAUUAUAUUUCGAAGCCCGUUC